Molecule: messenger RNA, 1438 nt
Organism: Morus notabilis
Lineage: Eukaryota; Viridiplantae; Streptophyta; Magnoliopsida; Rosales; Moraceae
Product: senescence/dehydration-associated protein At4g35985, chloroplastic
Exons: 5
Coding region: 91-1242 (383 amino acids)
Cellular component (GO): plasma membrane
Source: RefSeq, a predicted model, not a curated record
UUCUCUCUCUAACUUUUAUCUUUCUUUUUUCAAAACCUGUCACUGUAAUAGACAAACAAAAGAAUACCCUUUUGCAAGGGCACCACAAUAAUGGGGUGCUUCAGUUCUUCCAGCUCCAAAACCAAAACCACAUCACCACCAGCCAUGAAAUCCUCAUCAUCAUCAACGUCAGAAGUACAACCCAAAAAUAUCAAACACGAAACUCUACUCCAAAUCCCACUAUGCAGGGUUCAUCUUAUGGACGAAGGAGAAGCUCUAGAACUCGCCAAUGGCGACUUCAAACUCACCAGAAUCCUCGACGACAAUCUCUCCCUCGCCACCAUAAUAAGAGUUGGAGAAGAUCUCACUUGGCCUUUGACGAAAGACGAACCUGUAGUGAAGCUUGACUCUCUCAGUUACCUCUUCUCUUUGCCCAUGAAAGAUGGCGAUCCGCUCAGCUACGGCGUGUCGUUUCCCGAGCAGUAUGCUGGGAGCUUGACCUCCCUGGACUCUUUCUUGAAAGAGAAUUCGUGCUUCACGGGGUUGGCAGCGGCGGCGACGGCGACGACGAAAAGUAGAGGGGUUGAUUGGAAGGAGUUUGCUCCAAAAGUUGAGGGCUACAAUAAUGUUUUGGCUAGAGCUAUUGCCGGAGGGACUGGUCAGAUUGUCAAGGGGAUUUUUAAGUGUAGCAAUGCUUAUGCCAACCAGGUUCAAAAGGGAGGGCAAAUGACUCUCACCCCUGGCGUUGAGGAGAAAAGUUAUGUGAAAAAGAAAGAAAACAACAUCAACAACACUGCUGGCCCUGCGAAGAAGAAUGGACUCAACAAAAGCUUGAAACGUGUGAGAAAGUUGUCAAAGAUGACGGAAAAGCUGAGCAAAACUAUGCUAGACGGGGUCGGUAUCGCCACCGGGGCGGUGAUGGCACCGAUGAUGAAAUCUGAAGCAGGGAAAAAAUUCCUUAACAUGGUUCCUGGAGAAGUCCUCUUGGCCUCACUUGAUGCUGUUAAUAAGCUUUUAGAUGCACUUGAAGUUGCAGAGAAACAAGCUCUUAGAGCCACUUCCACAGCCGCAACUAGAGUGGUCAGCAACAGGUAUGGCGAAAAUGCCGGCGAGGCGACGGCGGAUGUGCUUGCAACUGCAGGUCAUUGCGCUGGUACUGCCUGGAAUAUUUUCAAAAUAAGGAAGGCCUUUAAUCCCGCUUCCUCUGUCUCCACAGGAGUAUUGAAAAAUGCCGCAAAAAGUGCAGCCAAAAGUUGGAGCUAAUUCAAUAUAUAAGGGUCGUUCGUAACAAUGUUGCUCUAAAUGUAUUUACUAGACUUGAAAUUGGGCUCUUGUUUCCGAUUCAAUUGUGAUGAUUGUUGAAGCGAAGAAUUUCUAUAAAUGAAAAGGGAUUCUGUAGUGAAAGUGUUUGUAUGGAUCUUUAAAACGUGGAUAAGAAGAAUUAAUGCUUAGUUUUAUG